AACAAAAAUAUGGAUCCUCUUUGGUUUCAUCGCCACCUUCUCAUUUUCCCCUCUCAAUCUCCGCCCCCUCCAUUUUCAAUUUUUUCUUAAUACCUUCCCUAUUUAAUCUCUCUCAGCUAAGCCCUUUAUUUUUCUCAUUCUCCAUCUCUUUUACGUACGGACGUUCUGUAGAGAAGGGUGUUUUUGAUUGUAUAAACAUGGCUGCCAUGCUGCAAGCAAUCGGAGUAGCAUCACCUUCAGUUGCCUUCUCGGAUCACUAUAAUGAAUCCUCUGUUUCGUCUAUUCGAUCUUUCCCAGUCAUCAGAUCUGGUUCGAGGUCGAUUUUGGGUUCUGUCAAACCAGGAAAGGUUAUUACCAAAGCAACUGCGACACAGACAGAGAGUUCUGCUUCAGCAACUUCAAAACCUGGGCACGAGCUCUUGCUGUUUGAAGCCCUUAGAGAAGGGCUAGAGGAAGAAAUGGAUAGAGAUCCCAGGGUUUGUGUCUUUGGUGAAGAUGUUGGCCAUUAUGGAGGUUCAUACAAGGUCACCAAGGGACUUGCUGAGAAAUAUGGAGAUCUCAGAGUGCUCGAUACACCAAUUGCUGAAAAUUCUUUUACAGGCAUGGGUGUAGGGGCUGCUAUGACUGGUCUAAGACCUGUUAUUGAGGGCAUGAACAUGGGAUUUCUUCUAUUGGCUUUCAACCAAAUUUCUGAUAACUGUGGCAUGUUACACUACACCUCAGGUGGGCAGUUCACUAUUCCAACGGUUAUUCGAGGACCAGGAGGGGUUGGACGCCAACUCGGGGCUGAACAUUCGCAGAGGCUAGAGUCUUAUUUUCAGUCAAUUCCCGGAAUCCAGCUGGUCGCCUGUUCAACUGUUUACAAUGCCAAGGGUCUGAUGAAGGCUGCCAUCCGUAGUGAGAAUCCUGUUGUCCUUUUCGAACAUGUGCUUCUUUAUAACCUCAAGGAGAGAAUUCCUGAUGAAGAAUACGUAUUGUCACUGGAAGAGGCAGAGAUGGUGAGGCCUGGGGAACACAUUACAAUCUUAACAUACUCCCGGAUGAGGUACCAUGUCAUGCAAGCUGCCAAGACUCUUGUCAACAAAGGUUAUGAUCCUGAGGUCAUUGAUAUUAGGUCUUUGAAACCAUUUGAUCUCUAUACAAUUGGAAAUUCUGUGAAGAAAACUCACCGGGUGCUUAUAGUUGAAGAGUGCAUGCGGACAGGUGGCAUUGGAGCCAGCCUUACAGCAGCAAUAAAUGAGAAUUUCCACGAUUAUUUGGAUGCACCAAUUGUUUGUCUCUCCUCACAGGAUGUGCCGACUCCUUAUGCUGGGACAUUGGAGGAAUGGACUGUGGUUCAACCAGCACAAAUUGUUGCUGCUGUCGAGCAGCUCUGUCAGUAACUUCUGCAGGAGUAGUUUUGAAAUCUAGUUGAAGAUGAAGACUCAUUUCCGUCUGCCAUAAUUUUUGGCAAUGUUACCGCCUUGUUCGCUUUGUAUGAGAAUCUUAUUGUAUUUUUGUUGCUAUUUUCUUUUCUUUUCUUUUUAUUUUAUAGCUGGAGCCAAUGUGCUUUGUUUGGUAUUAACUUGUCAGCGAGAAAUUUAUGUUUGUUUAGUUAUUUAUUUUUCAAUCUGAAACUUCAACAUGAAGAACCAUUAAUAUUCCA
Molecule: messenger RNA, 1645 nt
Organism: Olea europaea var. sylvestris
Lineage: Eukaryota; Viridiplantae; Streptophyta; Magnoliopsida; Lamiales; Oleaceae
Product: pyruvate dehydrogenase E1 component subunit beta-3, chloroplastic-like
Exons: 4
Coding region: 198-1382 (394 amino acids)
Biological process (GO): pyruvate decarboxylation to acetyl-CoA
Molecular function (GO): pyruvate dehydrogenase (acetyl-transferring) activity
Source: RefSeq, a predicted model, not a curated record